AUGUUCCGCUGGUAUCAAAACGCAAAGAAGUGUUACGUCUACCUUCCAGACGUCGAGUGCAACACUCCUAAUGCGGAAAGUGAAUCAAGCUGGAGGUGGAAGCCAACCUUCAGGAAGAGCAACCGAAACCAGGAGGAGAGGCUUAGCAAGAUCUGCAGCUGGCUUUCGGCACCUGACCCGUCCACAAACUAUCAUAAAGCGUACAAGCAGCGGCAGGCUAAGACUGGGUUCUGGCUACUAGAAAGCGCAAAGUUCACAAAAUGGAAGGAGAGCGCAGCGUCCCGGCUAUGGCUGUACGGGAUUCCAGGAUGUGGAAAGACUAUCCUGAGCUCCACUAUCAUCGAGCAUCUACUGCACCACUGCCGUGAUGACACUCGUAUGGUAGCGGCGUACUUCUACUUUGACUUCAACGAUGCACAGAAACAGGAUCCAGAGCUUAUGCUGCGCUCGCUGCUAUGCCAGUCCCUCCAGCGUUCAGUCGUGAUACCUAAGGGCGUUGACGCGUUGUUUUUAUCUUGCGAGAACGGACUACGAAAGCCAUCGUUGCAUGCACUCCUCGACCAUAGGUUUCGAUGGGCUGUGUGUCAGCUGGACACACUAGGAAAGUGUUGCAAUCGAGCAAUGUUGCGGAAAUCUCUUGCCACUCUACCGCGGACGCUAGACCAGACAUACGACCGCAUCCUCUCCGCGAUAAGCGAGGAAUAUUCUGAGUAUGCGAUGCGCAUCCUGCAGUGGCUGACGUUCUCUGAGCGACCGCUAUCUGUCGAAGAGAUCGCCGAAGUCGUCGCUAUCGACGUGGCGCGCGACCCAGCGUUCGACCGUGAUGAGGUGCUAGAAGACCCGCUAGAAGCGCUGGACAUUUGCUCUAGUCUAGUCACUAUCACGAAAAACGAAGCGGGCGGAAGAUUAAGGCCUGCCCAACAGAUCAUCGCUCUAGCACACUACUCAGUGCAGGAGUAUCUUGUGUCAGAUAGGAUCAAACAAGGGGAAGAGCCUGCAUAUCUCAACUGGAUUCGGUUGCAUGAUCCAGACCGCACAUGGGAGGGGCGAAAUCUGGGAAAAAAGCUUGAUUGCAUACCUAUGCCGCUUUACUACGUAGCAUUGUUAGGCUUUAGUACAGUCACAAGACUGCUGCUCGACAAGGGUGCCGAGGUGAACGCGCAGGGUGGAGGCUACGGCAACGCACUGCAGGCAGCUUCAGCUGGAGGUUACGAGCAAGUAGUCAAGACACUGCUCAACGCGGGCGCCGAGGUGAACGCGCAGGGUGGGCGCCACGGCAACGCACUGCAGGCAGCUUCAGCUGAAGGCCACAAGCAGGUAGUUAAGACACUGCUCGACAAGGGCGCCGAGGUGAACGCACAAGGUGGACAUUACGGCAACGCACUGCAGGCAGCUUCAAGGAAAGACCACGAGCAGGUAGUCAAGACGCUGCUCGACCAGGGCGCCGAGGUGAACGCACAAGGUGGAUACUACGGCAACGCACUGCAGGCAGCUUCAGCUAGAGGCCACAAGCAGGUAGUUAAGACACUGCUCGACAAGGGCGCCGAGGUGAACGCACAAGGUGGACAUUACGGCAACGCACUGCAGGCAGCUUCAAGGAAAGACCACGAGCAGGUAGUCAAGACGCUGCUCGACCAGGGCGCCGAGGUGAACGCGCAGGGUGGAGAGUACGGCAAUGCACUAUACGCAGCUUCAUGGAGAGGCCACGAGCAGGUAGUCAAGACACUGCUCGACGCGGGCGCUAAGGUCAACGCGCAGGGUGGAGAGUACGGCAAUGCACUAUACGCAGCUUCAUGGGGAGGCCACGAGCAGGUAGUCAAGAUGCUACUUAACAAGGGCGCUGAAGUUGACGGGCAGGGUAGAUACUACGGCAAUGCACUGCAGGCAGCUUCACACAGAGGCCACGAGCAGAUAGUCCAGAUGCUGCUCAACGCGGGCGCCGAGGUGAACGCGCAGGGUGGAGGCUACGGCAACGCACUGCAGGCAGCUUCAGCUGAAGGCCACGAGCAGGUAGUCAAGAUGCUGCUCGACGCGGGCGCCGAGGUCAACGCGCAGGGUGGACAGUACGGCAACGCACUGCAGGCAGCUUUAGCUGAAGGCCACGAGCAGGUAGUCAAGAUGCUGCUCGACGCGGGCGCCGAGGUCAACGCGCAGGGUGGACAGUACGGCAACGCACUGCAGGCAGCUUUAGCUGGAGGUUACGAACAGGUAGUCAAGACGCUGCUUGAUGCGGGUGCUCAUCAACAUUAG
Pyrenophora tritici-repentis Pt-1C-BFP is the source of this 2250-nucleotide messenger RNA. The record is from RefSeq and is a predicted model, not a curated record. NCBI's taxonomy places the organism in Eukaryota, Fungi, Ascomycota, Dothideomycetes, Pleosporales, Pleosporaceae.